This is a messenger RNA of Cottoperca gobio, 6107 nucleotides long. RefSeq names its product beta-galactoside alpha-2,6-sialyltransferase 1-like. The record is from RefSeq and is a predicted model, not a curated record. NCBI's taxonomy places the organism in Eukaryota, Metazoa, Chordata, Actinopteri, Perciformes, Bovichtidae. Gene Ontology annotation, molecular function: beta-galactoside alpha-2,6-sialyltransferase activity. Gene Ontology annotation, cellular component: Golgi apparatus. Gene Ontology annotation, biological process: sialylation.
AUGUUACCUGGUAUCUUCCUCGUGUCCUGCCCGUGCCUACCCAGUGUCUUCCUCUGUUUGAUCCCCGGGGCAGCGAUGGACAGAGUCAGCCUGCUGUGGCGCAUGAGGCGUCGGGCUCGUCGUGGAGUUCUCUGCAUGGCCUUCUUCUGCAUCUCCAUGGCUCUGCUCUACGCCAUCUGUGCUGAAAACAGCGUGCCUGUCACCGACGCCAUCUUUGGGGUCCGGGCGCGAACCCGAGCUCAGCCUCGUGCACACUCUGUCAUCAAGGUUCUGCGAGGCGGCGCCAAGCCCAUGUACAUCGACCCCCAGAAGCUCCCAGGUGUCGUCCCAGGUGACCCUCACCGUCCAAUCCCUGUCCUCUCCUCUCCAAACCAGACCCACGAAGCUGUUGACUCGUCGUCAAAGCGGAAGCCAAAAGAGCGGGAGCCCGCCGGGUUUUUUUCUCGCCUGCUGCCACGCCCCUUCACUCGAGCGCUGGAGACCCUGUUUGGAGGCCGGCGGAGGGGAGAACCAAGUGGCAGAGGGGGGGACGCGGAGUUCUUCGGGCCUCAUGGGCUUUUGGGAGAGGUGUGGGAUGACGAGAUGUCCAGUAGCAUGCUUGGUAGCAGACUGAGGAAGGUGGUGCAGAAUUAUCAGGCAAUGAAUAAGUACGGAGUCGAGUUCUCCGGUCCUGGCGGUGUGUCCAGCAGGCCCAAGCUGAGCGGUCCCAAGCUUCUCUGCCAGCUGAAGGACAACGUAGAGGUUUCGACUUUGACCUCUGACCUCCAGCCAUUCUCGUCGCUGUCCUGGGCCGCACAGCUGCCACCGAAUCCCCUGACCUCUGACCUCGGGCCGUACAGGAGCUGCGCUGUGGUGUCGUCUGCAGGGUCGCUCCGCUACUCUGGACUUGGCAAAGAGAUAGACUCCCAUGAUGCAGUGCUGCGCUUCAAUGCCGCGCCGACCACCGGCUACGAGAAGGAUGUCGGCUCUAAAACCACAAUCCGUCUAAUCAACUCGCAGGUGAUGGCGUCUGAUGACCAUCGUUUCCUGUCGAGCUCUCUGUACAGCUCAGGUGCUCUGGUGGCCUGGGAUCCCGCCCCCUUCUCUGCUGACCUCACUCAGUGGUACAACAGGACAGACUACCCCAUCUUCACCCAGUACCAGAGAUACAGGAGGCUUCAUCCUAUGCAGCCCUUCUACAUCCUGCAUCCUCGCUUUGAGUGGCAGGUCUGGCAACGAAUACAAGACAACAUGGCUGAGCCUAUCCAGAAGAACCCGCCCUCUUCCGGCCUGCUCGGCACCAUCCUGAUGAUGUCGCUGUGCGAGGUGGUGCAUGUUUACGAGUUCCUGCCGUCCCGCAGGAAGACGGAGCUCUGCCAUUACUACCAGCGUUUCUACGAUGCCGCCUGCACGCUGGGCGCCUACCACCCUCUGCUAUAUGAGAAGAACCUGGUUAAACGGAUGAACCAGGGGUCUGACCACGACAUCUACACCCAUGGACGUGUCACGCUGCCUGGGUUCAGACAACUGAACUGCACUCAAGCUACUGGAGAUGUACGCAACCACUGACUGGGAAAUACAGAAGGAAAGCACACACACACACACACACACACACACACACACACAUAGAUGCGAAGCAGAAACCUGCAUGAAGACACGUAAACAUGAGGACAGACGCAUGAACAUUUCAUUCUCACUGCAGAAAAGGAACGCUGUGCUACUCACUUUAAAUAUUACAUAUUACUCUAGGCUGUAAACGCACACGCACACAGGAGUCCAAUCAACAGUUAGAUGUGCCUGCUGUUCAUACAUACAUAUCCCUAUAAGGACGAUCCAAUGAUAAUCCCUGCUCAUCCACAGGACCAACCCUUAAAAGAGACCAUACCGCUGAUUUAACCUUCAAGAAAAAUACAUAAGCCAAGUAUUUUCCAAAGCAUACUUGCAGGUUUUAGAUGUCUCCUGCACACUGGCGGUUUAUUUAUGGAAUAGCUACGUUUCAGAAAACAACUGACCAGAAGCACGAUUUAUAAACAUAAAUACAUGCUCAGAAAAGACUAAACAAUUAACGAUCCAUUAGAGAGAAGAGAGAGAGAAUUAAUCAAAUAUACCCAAAACUAUUUAAAGAUGACAGUUAAAAUCAGCUGUAUGGUCCUUUAAUCUCAUUUUCAUCGUCCUUCUUAACCAAACCAAAGUCUCAAACUGACCCGCUGAAGAAGUUUAGAAUCGUCCAAACAGACCUCAAUAAUUACAUAACCGCACACAGACCUGUACAGAGAGGGCCUUUACCUAUUGUGUAUAUACUGUAACAUAUUCCACGUGAGGCGCUGCGCUCAGCCCUUCAUUUACAUCUGGCACUUUGAAACCUUUAGCUCGACUGUCCUGAACGAAGCUGCGGAAUCAUCUAGUUUUUUCUUUGUUUGGUGAUAAGAGACUAGAUCAGUUUCUGGAUCAGUUUUUCACUGCCGACACCGCUUUCCUAACAUCCGAUCACACUGAGGACCAAUCUGACUAAGUGCUGUCACUCAGCUCAGUUUAAAAUGAGUCUUAGUACAAUCAUAUGGCACUUGUGCGUGUGAAUAAGACGGAAAAUACGGCUGCUUUGCUUUGAUUCAGACGUGUUUCCUGUGACUUGGAUUUUAGUUUUGGGAUUGUUUUACGGCUCUAUUUUCAGGGCUUGAAAAACACUUCUUCAAGCAGCAGGAUGUCUUGGUGUGAAGUCAGCAGUAUCCUCCAAAUUGUAUUUGUUCUCAGACUUUACUCGCUGUGUUAAGUAGUAUCUAUGUGCGUGAGUCACAGUAAGAGUAUGGCCACAUUUGAUUGGUGAUUAGCUCAACAUAGCUCUUAAACAAGCGCGACCAUGUGAAUAAGUAGUUGUCUGAAGGUGUAUUGUCCUCGUGCUGCUGGUCUGUUUUUGCUAAGCAAAGACACACACACACACUCUGGACUGCACCUUUUAAGAAACCAGUGGUCCGGUGGUCAGAGAGCUGAUGAAUGUCUCUACAUGACACACACAUACCUGCACACACACCUCACUUAAUAUAUUUAUUUAGGAGAAUACUGCCUGCAGACUUAACUCCUUAUCUUAACAGUGAUCCAGUAAGAAACUGACGUUAAACAAAAGGUUUUGUACCUACAUUGUCAAACCUGUAACAUGUUCCCAGUAGUCUUUUUAUAAUUCUUAUAUAGUGUAUAUAUUAUAGCAGUAAUACCCAGGAGGCAGGUCUUUAAUGUGAUUAAGUGACUCAGCCAUGUGAGGCAGAACUAGAGUUUUAUUUCUACGAAUAUAUAAUUCAUAAACUUGUGCUCCCUCAAUGUCUUGCACGAAGGAAUUUGUGUCUGGUGGGACGUAAAGAAAUGUUAGAAGUUACUUCCUUUUUUAUUAGAAAAUGAGUAUAUAUAAUGUACCUUUGCUAUACUGUAUAUAGGUUGUCAUCCGGCUGCAUUUGAGGUCUUUAAAGGAACCGUUUGUUGCUUUGCUGAAAGUCAGAUUAGAAGAUUGAUACCACUUACAUGUCUGUACGCUAAAGAAGUAGCACACACUAAUUCUUAACACAAUUCUGGGAGGUUAUGUGAUGGUUCCAGGCUUUAUGCUAAUCCAAGAUAACCCACCUGCUGGCUCUUGCUUCAUAUUAAAUGGACUAACAUUAGAGUGGUAUCAAUAUUCUUAUCGAACUCUAUUUCUUCCUCAAAGAAAAGGUUUGCGCUAGCACCAACACGGCACAAAAGUGGCUUAUUAUAGCCAAGAAGUUAUUCCUUUUAGGUAACGUUGGAAGUUGUUUGGGACAAUCUUGAUGCUAAUUGUGCUUCCAUUGGUUUAAUCUUGACUCUUUGGAGGCACAAAUAUUUUCUCUGACUAAUUUAAACUGUUUUUUUCUCAAGCUCGGUUACUAGUUUCUGAAAAUGACCCGAGUUAAGGGAGAAGAAACCUAAUAUCGUAAAGAUAAAAUGCAACAGACCUUAGAUAUCAAAUGUAGUCUGUUGGCCUCGCUGAUCGAGCAAGAACUAGUCCUAUAAACGUGCAGCUAUAAUCUAGUUAGCUAGCCUGUUGACCUUCAAAGACAGAGUGUCACGGUUGUAAACUAAUAAAAAAAGGAACUUUGACUAGAAUGUUCUUCUUUGCUGUUCAUAUUUUGAGUCUGAAAAAUGUUUCUGGAGCUAAAACUCUGUUCACACAUGUGCAUUGCUGUUGUAAUCAAGUAUUAAUCUCAGUAGGGAGCGGCUUUAAGGGUAUUUUGACUUUUAUUCAGCAUGUGUACCAUAAAUAAAGGUUUUCUCCAGAGUAGUGUAGCAACAGGAGAAACACUCUACAUCUCUAAACAGAGAAAUCUUCCGCAUGGCACGAAUUCUGCUUUUUAUCCCAUAAUUUCUCUUCACUGAACGCGAUGUAAAACAUGCGUAUUGUUAUUAGCAUCAUCACAUGUGAGCCAGCUCAUUAGCAUGCAAACAAAGAUAAUGAGCCUGGAUUAGUGUUACGCUCCCUGGAGGAUAGAUGUGUCCAAAAUAUUUGAUUUUGCAUAAUAAAUAAAUAACCUUAUCUUACAGCAGACAAGUAAAACACACCUUUUUAAAGGUGACCAUGUCAAAAUGUUUUGUACUUUGAUUAAUUUCUAAGGAAUUUGCACCACAUUUUAAUCUGGUGUAGUGUGAGUUAAUGGUACGCACAUUUUAUUUACCCUUUCUGCACUAAAACAACUUGUUGUUUGCUCACACUGAACGUAAAAACAUAAAAAUGUUGACAUAAAAACAGAAAGGCAGCGUUGCUCUGUGUGAUUGUACAGUUUUUGAAUUGCUGGAAGAUGAGGACAAGAGCCAGAUUUCCAAUGUAAUGCUCGUUUCCAUCCACUCCGUGAAUAUUAGGCGUUGGGUGCAUCGAGAUAAACAGUUGGUGUAUGACUUAUUAUUCAAAUUUCCAAUUAUGUUUUUUAAUGGACAAAUUAAAAAUGUACAUGUAAACAGGUGGAUGGAAACAAACUACGACUGCUAUAACGCUUAACAAAUUAAAAUGUUGUGCUCACAUGGUGCACACUUCUAAAAUAAAGAUGUGUUUAAUCAAAUGACCACAAACCUGCGACAUGGUGGUGUUAAUCCAGCAGGAGUACUGGUUGGAUUACCAUUUCGGGACAAAUAUAUGACACCACAGAUUUUCAGACGAACCCUUUUCAGGUCAAUAUGGCGAAUGUUUUGGGUGUCACCUCGACACGACACUAAAUGGCUCCGCUAUUGUUUUUCUAAUAAGUUCCGUUUCAUGUUUUUGCCAGAAGUGUAAUGUUUAUUCAGGAGGUUGAACUCUUGUUCCAACUCCUGCUCAUUUAACUUGCGUGAAACCUUUUGACAUUUGUAUUUAAGAUCACAGAUAUUCCUCUGCCAUUGUUAAGCUGUUACCUGUGGUUUCAUGGGGUUGAUUGUAUUUGUUAUUUCCUUACUAUUUUUCCUCCGGUCGUACUCGAGUCUUUACACCUAAUGUGAGAACAAAAGAAAAACUAUUUCUACCCUAAGAAACAUACAUAACAUUUUAUAAGCAUUUCUUAUUAAAUGUUUUUGUUCCUUUUGAGUUCAGUUUUGCUUUAAUUUUCAAGAACUAAAAGUGUAAAUGCCAAAUGUACAGUUUGCUUUGGUCCAGACGGAAAUAUCUCAACAACAAUUGGAUGAAUUGUGAUGAAAUGUAAUAACUUUGGUGAUCCUCUGAACAUGUUUAAAUAAAACGAUAUGAGAAGAAAUGAAUUGUUUAGUUGCACACAGAUUUAACAUCCACACAGGCUUAAAAGCACACUUCACGCUGCUUCUCUGAUUUCAUAAGAGUAUAUUUUUAAUCCUGCAUGUAUUAGACUCAGUUUACAAAACCAAUGCCGUGAAUGUUAAAGUCAAGCUUCUGUUGAAUGAAUUAUUAUUAUCAUUAUUAUUAUUAUUAUUAAUGUUGUAUUUUGAGGAUUCCUCAUUGUGUUAAAACCACUGUCAGUGAACUGUUUACAUGAUGUUUGGUUCAUGACUUUACGUGUCAUGUCAGCCAUUUUAUCUGUGUGUGAGCAGGAGGUUGUGACAAUCACAUGUCUGGAUGUUGGGAUGAAGUAAAUAUAUGUAUUUAAAACUUUAAAACUGAGGCAAUCGAUCAAUAAAGAACUGACAACAGA